AGCAGCACCGGCACCACAACAGACACCAGGCACUGCCAUGGAUCCAAGUGCACGGGAGCCCCUCGUGAGGAAAACGAGCUCCUCGUACCAGACCUUCCCCGAGAGCAGCAUCAGGAGGCUCGACAAGGAGUACCUGCGGAGCCUCCACAACAAGCGGCUCUACCUGGCCGUGUUUGCCGCUGUCCUGGGGAACUUCAGCUUCGGCUUCGCCCUGGUUUACCCCUCGCCCGUCAUCCCUGCCCUGGAGGCUCAUCCCAGCCCCGCGCUGAGGCUGGACCAGCACACGGCGCCCUGGUUCGGGUCGGUGUUCACGCUGGGAGCGGCGGCGGGGGGGCUCAGCACCAUGAUGCUCAACGACUGCCUGGGCCGCAAGCUCAGCAUCAUGUUCUCGGCGCUGCCCUCGGCCGUGGGAUACGCGCUGAUGGCCGGUGCCCAGGGCGUCUGGAUGCUGCUGCUGGGCCGGGUGCUGACGGGCUACGCCGGCGGGGUGACCUCCGCCUCCAUCCCGGUUUACAUCUCGGAGAUCUCCCACCCCGGGGUCAGGGGCAUGCUGGGUGCCUGCCCUCAGAUCAUGGCAGUGCUGGGCUCCCUCGUCCUGUAUGCCCUGGGGCUGGUCCUGGACUGGCGCUGGCUGGCCGUCGCCGGGGAGGUGCCGGUGCUUGUCAUGAUCAUCCUGCUCUGCUUCAUGCCCAACUCUCCCCGGUUCCUGCUGUCCCAGGGGAAGGAGGAGGAGGCCCUGGGAUCCCUGUGCUGGCUGCGAGGUGAAGACACAGACUAUGCCCGGGAAUACGAGCAGAUCAAGGACAGCGUGAGGAAGCAGAGCCGUCGUGUUUCCUGUGCUGAGAUCAAGGACCCCUUCCUUUACAAGCCCAUCCUGAUUGCGGGGGUGAUGAGGUUCCUGCAGCAGCUCUCGGGUGUCACCUGCAUCCUCGUGUACCUGCAGUCAAUAUUCAAGAAAACAUCCGUGAUCCUGAAACCAGAGUAUGAUGCAGCUCUUGUUGGCUUGGUACGUCUGUUCUCGGUGGCGAUCGCUGCCGUGUCGAUGGAUAAAGCUGGGAGGAAGAUUCUUCUCUUUGUAUCAGCUGGUGUCAUGUUGGCCUCCGACCUGACCAUGGGGAUCUACAUCCACUUCAUGCCAGCUUCUCACAACAGCACCACUGCCAACCAGACCCUGCUGAGCUCUGCCAGCCUUCCUGCUGAGCCAACCAACUACAUCACCCUCAUCCCCCUCCUGGCAACCAUGUUCUUCAUAAUGGGUUAUGCCUUGGGCUGGGGCCCCAUCACCUGGCUGCUGAUGUCGGAGAUCCUCCCUCUGAAAGCCCGAGGGGUGGCCUCGGGCCUCUGUGUCAUCGUGAGCUGGCUGACAGCCUUCACCCUGACCCAGUUCUUCCUGCCAGUCGUGAACGCCUUCGGCCUCGAGGUGCCCUUCCUGUUCUUCGCCGUCAUCAGUGCUGGGAACAUCUUAUUCACGGGCUGCUGCGUCCCCGAGACCAAGGGCAGGUCCCUGGAGCAGAUCGAGGCCUUCUUCAGGACUGGCCGGAGGUCGUUCAUGAGGUAGGAGCUGCCACCACCAGCCCGUGCCAGGCUGCCCGUCCACAGGCUCGAGGGCAAAGCAACCGUGGUGCUACUGGAGGUGGAGGCUGGAGCUCCCUGGGACAGUGCUGGGACAGGAAUGGGCAGCAACAAUCGUCUGGCUUUGGGUGCAGAAGGUGCCAGCUGGAACUUUACCUUCUCCUCCCGUCAUUCAACACUACCUGUUGCUCUCUGGGCAACGUGUCAAUCCAUGGUUGGGGCCGAGGAACCAGUGCCAGGCUGGAGGUAAAGGUGUCUUGGAAAAUAAAGGCGAGGCUGCAGACAGGAGAGCACGGACAUCCUUUGCUCAGCAGCCACCAAAGCAGCCCGAGAGCCUGAGGGGUUUGGCUGGAGCAGAGUUAACAGCUGGAGCCGUUCUGGCAAAAGCUCGUCGUGUAGUUGCAAGAAUAAAACAGU
This is a messenger RNA of Neopelma chrysocephalum (saffron-crested tyrant-manakin), 1989 nucleotides long. It is a transcript of the gene SLC2A6, whose product is annotated as solute carrier family 2 member 6. Gene Ontology annotation, molecular function: transmembrane transporter activity. The coding region runs from base 38 to 1558 and encodes 506 amino acids. The transcript is spliced from 10 exons. NCBI's taxonomy places the organism in Eukaryota, Metazoa, Chordata, Aves, Passeriformes, Pipridae. The record is from RefSeq and is a predicted model, not a curated record. Gene Ontology annotation, cellular component: membrane. Gene Ontology annotation, biological process: transmembrane transport.